Lasiosphaeria miniovina is the source of this 2745-nucleotide messenger RNA. RefSeq names its product cobalamin-independent synthase. The coding region runs from base 272 to 2578 and encodes 768 amino acids. The transcript has 10 exons. Gene Ontology annotation, molecular function: zinc ion binding; 5-methyltetrahydropteroyltriglutamate-homocysteine S-methyltransferase activity. The record is from RefSeq and is a predicted model, not a curated record. NCBI's taxonomy places the organism in Eukaryota, Fungi, Ascomycota, Sordariomycetes, Sordariales, Lasiosphaeriaceae.
GGCUCCGAACAAGGUGGGGGACCCCACCGAUCCCGGGGCGUCGAGCACAAAACUCGCCCUCUUAGGUACACAGCAGCUCUGCUGCUUCUUUCUUAAUAGCCUCCCCGCUCCCCCGUCAGGCUGCUCAUUCUCUCCUUCAUUCAUCUUCCUCAUCUACCUUCAUCUUCCGCUUGCUUGCCUGGUAGAUCCGACCGAGCAAGACGCAGGUCAAGAAAGAAGCAGCAUUCUGUCUCGUACCCAAACUUUAAGACUCCUCCCCCCCAUAUUCAAGAUGGUUCAGUCAUCCGUGUUGGGAUUUCCGCGAAUCGGAGUCCUUCGUGACCUGAAGAAGGCCAACGAGGCAUACUGGGCCGACAAGAUCUCGCAGGCCGACCUCCUCGCCGAAGGCAAGAGACUGCGUCUGGCCCACUGGAAGAUCCAGAAGGAUGCCGGAGUAGACAUCAUCCCCUCCAACGACUUUGCUCACUACGACCAUGUCCUCGACCACAUCCAGCUCUUCAAUGCCGUUCCCGAGCGCUACACAUCCCAGAAGCUUGCUCCCAUCGAUGAGUACUUCGCCAUGGGCCGUGGCCACCAAAAGGGCGGUGUAGAUGUCCCCGCCCUGGAGAUGGUCAAGUGGUUCGACUCCAACUACCACUACGUGAAGCCCACCCUCCAAGACAACCAGACUUUCUCCCUCGCCAAGGACCCCAAGCCUGUGCGCGAGUUCCUCGAGGCCAAGGAGGCUGGCUUUGUUACCCGCCCUGUUCUUGUCGGCCCCGUCUCGUUCCUGGCUCUUGGCAAGGCUGACCGUGGCUCGUCCGUCAACCCCAUCACCCUCCUUGACAAGCUCAUCCCUGUCUACGUCGAGCUCCUGAAGGCUCUCAAGGCUGCCGGCGCUGAGAGCGUCCAGAUUGACGAGCCCAUCCUGGUCUUUGACCUCGCACCCGAGGUCAAGGCUGCCUUCAAGCCCGCCUAUGAGGCCAUCAGCACCCUGGGCAGUGCUGCUCCUUCUGUUGUCGUCGCCACCUACUUCGGUGAUAUCGUUCACAACUUUGACGUUCUCCCCGCCUUUGCUAGGGUCCAGGGUCUGCACAUCGACCUUGUUCGGAACCCCGAGCAGCUCGAGCCCGUCCUCAAGCAGCUCGGCCCCAAGCAGAUUCUUUCUGCCGGUGUCGUUGACGGCCGUAACAUCUGGAAGAAUGACUUCCAGAAGUCCAUUGCGCUAGUCAAGACUGCCAUCGCUGCUCUCGGUGCCGACCGUGUCAUUGUUUCCACUUCCAGCUCUCUCCUCCACACACCCCACACCCUGACCAGCGAGAAGAAGCUUCCCGCCGAGGUUUACGACUGGUUCGCCUUUGCUACCGAGAAGACCAAGGAGGUUGCCAUCCUCGCCAAGGCUGUGACUAACCCCGAGGCUGUCCGCGCCGAGCUUGAUGCCAACGCUGCUACCAUCAAGGCCCGGUCCGAGUCUACCCGCACCAACGACCCCAAGGUCAAGGAGCGCCAGGCCAAGGUUACCCCUGAGCAGCACAACCGCAAGUCUCACUUCGACACGCGCUAUGCCCAGCAGAAGGCCCACCUCAAGCUUCCCCUCUUCCCCACCACUACAAUUGGAUCUUUCCCCCAGACACAGGAGAUCCGCGUUCAGCGUAACAAGUUCACCAAGGGGGAUAUCUCUGAGGCGCAGUACGACGAGUUUAUCAGGAAGGAGAUUGACCUUGCUGUCCAGAUUCAGGAUGAGCUUGACCUUGAUGUGUAUGUGCACGGCGAGCCCGAGCGUAACGACAUGGUUCAGUACUUCGGCGAGCGUCUCACAGGCUAUGUCUUCACCACCCACGCCUGGGUUCAAUCCUACGGCUCCCGCUGUGUCCGUCCCCCCAUUAUCGUGGGCGACAUCUCCCGCCCUCUCCCCAUGACCGUCAAGGAGUCCAAGUACGCUGCGUCCAUCUCCAAGAAGCCCAUGAAGGGCAUGCUUACUGGGCCCGUGACCUGCCUCCGGUGGUCUUUCCCCCGUAACGAUGUCCACCAGUCCGUUCAGUGCCAGCAGCUUGCCCUUGCCCUCCGUGACGAGGUCGUCGAUCUUGAGAAGAACGGAAUUUUCGUCAUCCAGGUCGAUGAGCCUGCUCUUCGGGAGGGUCUUCCCUUGAGGAAGGGAUCUGAGCGUGACGCCUACCUCAAGUGGGCUGUCGACAGCUUCAAGCUCGCCACCGCUGGUGUUGAGGAUUCUACCCAGAUCCACUCUCACUUCUGUUACUCCGAAUUCCAGGAUUUCUUCCAUGCCAUUGCCGCUUUGGAUGCCGAUGUCCUCUCGAUUGAGAACUCCAAGUCCGACGCCAAGCUCCUCAAGGUCUUCAUCGACGAGGAUUACCCGCGCCACAUUGGCCCUGGUGUCUAUGACAUCCACAGCCCUCGUAUUCCUUCCGAGGACGAGUUCAAGCAGCGCAUCUCUGAGAUGCUCCAGUUCCUUCGCCCUGAUCAGCUCUGGAUCAACCCUGACUGUGGCCUGAAGACUCGCAAGUGGGAUGAGGUCAAGGGUGCCCUCACCCACAUGGUCAACGCUGCCAAGUACUUCCGUGAGCAGCAGCAGAAGGCAUAAUUUUAUGCAUCGCCAUGAUGCACAUGUAUGGCCGGAUUUUUUGUUUCAACAGCAUUAGCAUUUUGGGGUCUAACGGUUUUCCAAAACGGGCGACAUUGAUGAUACCUCAAAAAGCGCCAUUCUCAACUCGGCGUUGGUGGGACAGAGGAAAAUCCGGAUUUGUUUUC